GUUUGUUAUUUGACAUUCCGUGCUUCACGCAAAAAAUUCAUUGUUUUCCACGAUUUCCUGCGAAAAAAUGCAUUUCCGCAUGAAUGGUGAGAGUGAUCCGGGAGAUGGUGAACCAGGAGACAUCCUGCCCACUGGAGGAGGCACCUUCUAUCAGCAGAACACGAGUGACGACAGUGAUAAUGAGCAGGAAAUGUACGAAGGGUACGAACCACUGAACGGAGAUGCCUCAAAUAUUGAAGUUUGGGACAAUAUGGAAGUUUCAGAGGAUGUUCCAAUGACCCAGGAAGCCCCACCAGCAGAUGUUCCGGCAAUUGAGAGCGUCGACACGGAAGUUCAGCGAGAAGUUUGGAAUGCCCCUCGUCCGGAAGCUCUGACAAUUGAUCUCGAUGGGGACAAGGAGCGUGAGAUAAUGAAUGUGAUGGCUGGAUUCUCCCUCCCACCCACGGCAAUCCCCACCUGGGCACAAGGGGUGUCUGAGAAGGAAUGGAAGGAGGAUCUACUGAAGCGGAUACGUGAUAGAAAGUCUGAUUAAUUUUCCAAAAAAAGAAAGAAAAAUGUAUUAAAUCUUAUUUUAAUGUGCAAAAAUGA
This is a messenger RNA of Lutzomyia longipalpis, 588 nucleotides long. RefSeq names its product male-enhanced antigen 1. The transcript has a single exon. Gene Ontology annotation, biological process: spermatogenesis. The coding region runs from base 68 to 532 and encodes 154 amino acids. The record is from RefSeq and is a predicted model, not a curated record. Lineage: Eukaryota; Metazoa; Arthropoda; Insecta; Diptera; Psychodidae.